AUCUUGAUGUAGUGCAGUCUUGUGCACUUCGUCCUCCCUACUUUUUUUUUGUGUACUCACGGACUUUCUUUCCUUUCCAGCACCAAGAUCAUGUGGGAACCGCGAUCACCCGUACCCGACAACGGCAGCACGAGUUCAUCUUCUUGGUGGCACUACCCCAGCCCUAAUUGCCCCGAGAAUGAAGCGACACCGACGUCCUACCAACAGACGCCCGGUUCUUUCGAAAAGGGCAAAGGAAAAUCAAAGCAAAAAGCAGACCCUGGUGGAGUUUUUGGCGCAGCAGGAGUGCCUGCUCUCGGAAAAAAUCAACUUCCGGGGAAGACGAGCUGCUCUUCGAGCAAAAAGGGCGGGAAGCCGGAUCAGCAAGCAAGUGAUGUGUCAGCAUUCGGUAAAGGCUACGAGUACGACCAUGUCGCUCAGCUAGGAAAGCCGGCAGGAGCAACCUUCUAUCCGCCGACCGCAGAUUGGUAUAAUUUUGCCGACGGGACGGGAGCUACAGCUUCGCUAGGGUUUGCACCACCGACUCGAAGCCCGGGACUCGAUGUUGGAGCUGUCUCCGCUGCUACUGCUGGUUACUACGGCGGGUACUAUCAUCAAGGCGAAGAAGCAUAUGCAUAUCAACUUCCAUAUGUUGUUCCAGCGGCGCCUGCUCAUCAUCUUUAUCCGGAACUACAAACUACAUAUUUCCUUCCAGGCAUUUCUUCUGGGAAGAAAGGCAAGCACAGCGCCUCCCCGUACUACGCGGAUCAACAGCAGCCCCAUUGGAAGAUGUCGAAAAACGGAACACCCAGUGGAAAAGGCAAUAAAACUCAAAAUGCCGGAAAAAAAGCGGAAGCCACUUCGUCCGGUAGUUCCGAGGUGCGGGACAAACAAAAACAAGAAGUAACUGCUACUGCGACGUCUACAGCUUUAUCGGCUAGUAAAUCAUCAUCAUCGCCAGCAGAAGACGCGAGUCGCGUCAAGGAUAAGGAACAUUACAUCAGGAAACGAGGAAAAAAACAAAAACCAAAAGCGCAGGGAACAAAUGGAACAAAUUCAAAGAACACAGCAACGCGGCCCCCGCCGACCACUCUGGACCGGCAAUUGCAGGUGAUUUUAAACAAGGUGUCGGUGAGUAAUUUGCAGAAACUCCUGCAAAGCGAAGACGUCGCUAAUUUGGCAAUCAAAACACAAGCGGAUUUGCAGACCCUCGCGCGCAUGUUUUGUGCCCAAGCGAUGUACGAAUCGACGACGAAGGAAAGAGUUUUUGAAUUUGGCACGUCGUUUGUGCAGCUGUACGUUGUACUGUUGGAUCACGUUUGGAAAAAACGGCUUCCGGAAUUGACGUUCUUUUCCAUCCAAGAUUUGUUGCCCAGUAAUACGAAAGACAACUCUAGUACUCCCGCUCCUGCCGUGACCUUGUUCCGAGAGCUGCUGAUGACCGCCUUACAAGAGCAGUACGAUUUCACGAAAGAAAUGCGAGACCUGGCCUACUGGAAGAAAGACAGUAAAAAUCAUCUUCAUGCGGACACGAGCACCACCUCCUCCACGCGGCUUCUGAGUGGGCGGUAUCUAUGGUUUGGCUCGUCGGAAGACCAACACCAAAUCUACCCGCAGCGACAGCGGUAUGAAAUGCAAAAGUAUCGUACUAGUAUAAAUUGCAUUACAAAUUGAAAUUUCCCUAGCAUGACAAAUGAAUUUGUCAUGCUGUUUUAGCUUAGGAAGGCGACUUGUCAUGCAUAAUUGCGAUUACUACGAAACGAGUGCGAUACUUUUGCACAGGAUAAGCGUUGCGCGUCAACGUUCUCGAGCAACUUAUGCACUGCCACGCCCGUGAUCCCGUCAUCUUUAAAAAUGUCUCAGAAAUGGCCUCGGGAAUGUAAGGCGGAGGCAAUUCCCACAACGCCGGCGCCCCUCGUUGUGGUUGCAGGGAAGAGGGGCACGCAAGGCGUCGAGCCGGGCCAUCGCAAAGCAGCUUCCUCGAGACGCGGCGCCCGCUGCCGUAUUUGGCGCAUUUUUGUGGCGCGCAAUGCGGGCCGCGGCUGGCGUUGACGUUCGGGCGCCGCCCGUUUGCCCCUUAUCCUUUUGCCGGCCUUCCCUUGCAUAUAUGGACGCGAAGUGCCGCAGCGCCACACUUGUGUCGGGCCUAUCUGUGCCCGCUUCCUUUCGUUUUGUCGCAGGCGCGCCGGCGUCUUGUCCGCAGCCCGGUACGAAGCAUUGCAGGCGCCGCGUCUGCCCCUGCAUUUCCGCCGCCCCGGCGGUUCAGUGCCUGCUCUGACAGGUUGAGGCCUUCAGCGGGGCUGCCUCUGUAAGAAGGCAGUGCGCUGGCCUUGCCGCUGUUCCUUUCUUUGUUUCUUUGGCAGCAAGGCACGGGCCCGGCCUUGCUUUCUGCGCGGCGGACUGCUAUUCUGGCCCUCCUCCCUUGUGGGCGGCCGGCAUGGCCGGCCUCACCCGGGAGGGCAACCAACUGCCGGCCUCCCAUUCGUUGGCCGCCUGCCGGCGCCGCUUGGCCACAGCCGGGCGCUUCGUCAGCCCAUUGUCGUGGCGCAUUGCUUUCGCAUGCGCAGGCGCGCCCCUUGGCGCGAGGGGGAUUUUGCCCUGCUUCUCUAGAUCACAGGGCCACCGUGUCACGCGCGUGACACGGGCGGACCCGGCUUCGUUUUUCCUCGUCUCUUGCUGGUCUUGGGUGGUUUGGUGGCAAGCAGAAUUGCUUCAGUCAGUUUCCCUUCGCUUCUACCGCCCAAGCCCAGGGCGCUGCCGCGUGUGUGUGUCUAUGAUUGGCAUCCAAGGCAGUCUUAGACCUGGGGCGAAGGCCUGCCUCAGCCCGCGGGCCCUUCCUGGCUUCUGCCAGCCGGACCGGCCGCCGGCCGACAGCCAGGCUGGCGCCCCCGCGCGGGCCGUGUUGGCCUUGCUUCGAUGCAAGUGCCGGCGAAGGCCUUGCAGCGGCUUAUAGGCAAAGCCGAACCGCAUGAAGUUAAUGGGGCUGCUUAACUCAUUGGCGCAGCCACUGGCGCCAUGUGUGGCGCCGCUCCUCUCCCUCGGCACGACUUAGGCGCCCCCUUCACCAACGAGAGCGGCGGCCGGCAGCCGGAUGAAGCAGCAGCCGCCGGAGUUCGCGAACGCGGCCCCCGUGUCAGACCCAGAGUCCGACGAUGAUGUGCGUUGACGAGCUUCAGCGCCCCGAUUACAGCUGACCCGUUGUAGAUAUUGCGUAGAGCAAAACUCUACUUGGCCUGUGGAGGCCACAUGUUGUAAGCUAUUUGGCUUGUGGGGGCCACACGUUGUGACUCAGAAUCAGAAACGUCGCGAAUGAGAAUCAGAAUCAUGGCGAAUGUGAAUCGAGCUACGGUAGUAAAAAGACCGCGAAUGAAGCGAAAAAAUUGAAAGGACCGGGCCAAGAAAGUAGGCCAAAAAAAAAGGCGAAAGCGAAGCCACACGCGCUACCGGGUGCCGCAUUUCUGUAAAGGGAGGAAAAAUGUCGAGGCCUUCGCAUUUUUCUCCAUCAGGAAAAAACCUGAGAGCGUUUGCAUUUUUUUCCUUCAGGGAAAAACCCAAAAAAGUUCGCGCGAUUUUCUUUUAGAAAAAAACCAAAAAAGUUGCGCGCGAUUUUCUUUUAGAAAAAAACCAAAAAAGUUGCGCGCGAUUUUCUAUCACAAAAAAACCCAAAAAAGUCGCGCGCGAUUCCCCGAUGUAAAAAAACCAAAACCGAAGACGGGCCAGGUUUUCUGCCUUCCCCCGAUGGUAUGAGACCGAUCAGGUCGGCGAUUUUCCACAUUUCUGGCCUUUAGAAAAUCGCGCGCAGCUUUUUGGGUUUUUUUGUUAUAGAAAAUCGCGCGCAACUUUUUCGGUUUUUUUCUUAUAGAAAAUCGCGCGCAGCUUUUUUGUUUUUUUUCUAAAAGAAAAUCGCGCGAACUUUUUUGGGUUUUUCCCUGAAGGAAAAAAAUGCAAACGCUUUCAGGUUUUUUCCUGAAGAAGAAAAAUGCAAAAGCCGCGACAUUUUUUCCCCAAUAGCAGAAAUGGCGCCACGGUUUUCCGCGUUUCGGCUUUUCUUGGUGUUGCUUUUUCGCGGGUUUCGCAGUGCCCUUGAUUGUUUUUUUUCAGCUUUGCAGGAUGCUCCUUAUUCGUUUCAUAAAUUCGGCAAAAAUUGCCGCACGGAUCAAGUUCAUAACGAUCGCCACAGCCACCCGAGAGCGAGGGAAUCGAUGGCAAAUCCGUCCGAGAUUGUUUCCAUCGAUCUCGCGCGCGGGCCGUUGCGCCGUGGCGAACGAGUCCGAUCCCGUGAAAAAGGUGCCUUUGCGUGAAGGCUGCAAAGGGUCGAAAUUUCCGCGAAACUGCGAAGAAGAUCCGCGGCGCGGCAGUAUUGCCACCUCUUCCGGUGUUAUGUUGCAAGGCCGCGGCAUCUCCAGAGCAGUUGCGGAGUGAUCUACAGAGCAGGCCCAGAGCGCUCCUCGCGCUUCUCAUAUCCCGGACGGAUGUCCUGCAGAGCACGCCCAGGCCGAUUGCUAAGACUGGGCGCGUGAAUAUUGUCGGCCGGUCCGACGGAGGGGGGCCGGAAUGGGCGGCCGGCGUUUCGGGCAGGUCUUCGGGAUUUGGGCGCGGCAAGUGAGCACGCAGCGAAUGAAGGGGCGAAGAACUGUGGUGGGCGGAGGGUCCGGCGCAAGAUUGCGCAGGUUUUUGCGGGUAAAGAGCAGGGCGGUGGAAGCCCGGCCGGCCCGGCCGCCGGGCUCAGGAUGUAGAAGCUUCGCGCGCCGCAGCUGUCGCGUGCGACCUUGGCCGGCGACACCUACCGCACUGCGUUGAUGGUAGGCGGCCCGGUGUGUGCUUUUGCAGGGGCAGGCCGCUGGCCCGGCGCGCUACCUAGCUGGGCACCCAGGGAAAGGCCGCCGAUUCGGGGAUGUUGGGUGGGAGGGUUGGGCCCGGUUUUUCUUUCUUCAGGGAAAUCAUAUUGGGGGGAAGAAGCCAGGGCCCCUCUCGGUUUUCCCCAAGGAAACCUGCUUGGCGUGUUUCUUACAAGCGCACAAGCAAAGGCGCGCCGGCGCGCUGGAGCUGGUUUGUAUUUUCGCAGAAAGAAAUUAGGAAACACGGCCCGCGCAAAAGACGCAGGCCGCGGCGCGUGCUCGGAGGGACGGGCGGGCCGCACUUUGUGGGCCGCGCGCUCGCAUGCGCGCCCUGUCGGCCGGCCACCAGCCGUCGCACGGAUUGCCAGCCGGCCACCAGCUUUGCGCGCUGGGCGACAACCUUUGUCCUAACCAGCGCGCAACACCCUCCGAGGGGCGCUCCCCGUUUUUCCGAACCGUGGCGCCAUCGUGUCACGUGUGUGACGCGAGCGGCAUGCGCUUCAGUUUUGCAGCGUGGUGGCGUAGGGCGCGCGCCCCGGGGGUUCGCCGGGUCUGUGGUUUUGGGUCUAUUGCCCGCGCCCAAUCUUCGCGCCGGCCGGCGGUCCGCCCAUGUAGGUUGUCCAGGACGGCGCAGAUAAUUCCCGUGGCCCGUCCUUCCGUUGCUAUGGCGUGCUCAUCGUGUCGCGCAUCAGUGAUGCGCGACGUAUGGAAGCGACCAAGACGAUGACUCCGAUGCGCGGCGAUAUAUGCAAAGUCGGGACAUUUCUGAGCAGAUUCCUGGAGCAUUCCUGAGGCAUUUCCAGACCCCCUCUGAUCACGGGCGGUCCGUGAGUAAGCAACCAUCUGCGGUUCGUUGGUGAGCUGUUUUUGAAGGACCUCGUCCCCUUGAAAGCGAUCACGGAUAUUUUGGAUGAUUUGCUGCACAUGACAGUGCCAGCAGUUGUGUUGAAAGAAGAAAAUAACAACCUUCCGCGCGAGGAUGGGCUCGACGCCGCGAGAAUGCUUUUGAAAACCGUUGGGUUUGCGCUGCAGUGCAUGUCGUCAUCUGCUCAGGAGGACGGGAUGGAAAACCAAGGAAAGGGGCAACAAAAAGGAGCCGCUCAAGAAGAACAUCUGUGGGACAGGUAUCUCGCCAGGUUCCAGUUGUUGACGGAGGUCAAAAGAGAAAAAGACGACAGCAAACGGUACUACGGGAUGCGCGUUCAGGUUUUUUUCGAGGAUCUGGUUAGAAAAGCGGAGUCUGAGGAGUGGAAAACAUUGGCGGCGGAAUACAAAAACCGGGAGAAAAAUGCACUUCUGCUUUCUUCACCUGCUUCCGGGGAGAAAGUGGAAGACAAGGACGAGAGUGUUGUGGAUAAGUAGGGAUACGAAAUUAUAAGGAACUCUAAAGAACGUAUUCUUACUUGGGCUUGUCGUGCCAACAGCAUCAAAUCUGUAUCAGUCUAACAAGAACAGCGUGCGACGAGACCAGCUCCCUACUUCGUUUUUACAUUUUUUGCACAGCAUCAAGUCCAAGUUCAAGAAGAUGUCUUGGGUCUCCUGGUAACCAGUUUGGUGCUUGAAUUUUCCAAGAAUUGAGAUGAAGCAUCACGACCCUACAUCAAUGCGUGCAGCAGUCGUAGAUUGGAUCAAUUACACCCGAUUGCGAUUCUCCAUAAAGACCAGCAAAAUAAACUUCAGAGCAGGGUGCUUGAAUAAGAAUAAAUUGU
Messenger RNA from Amoebophrya sp. A120, 6526 nucleotides. The record is from the annotation of a GenBank genome assembly. NCBI's taxonomy places the organism in Eukaryota, Dinophyceae, Syndiniales, Amoebophryaceae.